UGGUAUUUCUGUCACUUGUGACAAGUCAUGGAAUAAACAUUGUAAUAAUUCGACUAAAUUAUAAAUAAAUAAGUAUCAAAAUGGUAUUAGCUGAUUUAGGUCGUAAAAUAACGACUGCUUUGCAGUCGUUAAGCAAGGCUACCAUUAUAAAUGAGGAGGUUCUAAAUGGAAUGCUUAAAGAAAUAUGUGCUGCAUUAUUGGAGGCGGAUGUUAACAUUAGAUUGGUCAAACAACUCAGAGAAAAUGUUAGGGCAGUUAUUGAUUUUGAUGAAAUGGCUGGUGGGCUUAACAAAAGACGGAUGAUUCAAAGUGCUGUAUUCAAAGAACUUGUUAAGCUGGUGGAUCCUGGUGUUAAACCAUUCACUCCUGUUAAAGGGAGACCAAAUGUUAUUAUGUUUGUUGGUUUGCAAGGUUCUGGAAAAACUACUACUUGUACAAAAUUGGCCUACCAUUAUCAAAAAAAGAACUGGAAAGCUUCUUUGGUGUGUGCUGAUACCUUCAGAGCUGGAGCAUAUGAUCAAGUGAAACAAAAUUGUACAAAAGCAAGAAUUCCCUUUUAUGGAAGUUAUACAGAAGUAGAUCCUGUAGUAAUUGCCCAAGAUGGUGUUGACAUGUUUAAAAAAGAAGGUUUUGAAGUUAUUAUUGUGGAUACAAGUGGUAGGCACAAACAAGAAGAAUCAUUGUUUGAAGAGAUGUUGGCAGUUUCCAACGCUGUUAAACCAGACAAUAUUAUAUUCGUUAUGGAUGCCACCAUUGGUCAGGCUUGUGAGGCACAGGCAAAGGCCUUCAAAGAAAAGGUAGAUGUAGGAUCAGUCAUCAUCACAAAACUUGAUGGACAUGCCAAAGGUGGUGGUGCUUUAUCAGCUGUUGCUGCUACAAAGAGUCCCAUCAUAUAUAUUGGUACAGGAGAACACAUUGAUGAUUUAGAACCAUUUAAAACAAAACCCUUUAUUAGCAAAUUACUGGGAAUGGGAGACAUAGAAGGUCUUAUAGAUAAAGUAAAUGAACUUAAAUUAGAGGACAAUGAAGAAUUGUUGGAAAAAAUUAAACAUGGUCAAUUCACUCUCAGAGAUAUGUAUGAACAGUUCCAAAAUAUAAUGAAAAUGGGUCCUUUUUCACAAAUAAUGGGUAUGAUUCCUGGAUUUAGCCAAGACUUUAUGACAAAAGGCAGUGAACAAGAGUCAAUGGCAAGAUUAAAACGUUUAAUGACCAUUAUGGACAGUAUGAAUGAUGGGGAGUUGGAUAGCAGAGAUGGUGCAAAAUUAUUCUCAAAACAACAAGGAAGGGUUACUAGAGUUGCUCAAGGGUCUGGAGUAACAGAAAGGGAAGUUAAAGAACUGAUAGCGCAAUAUACAAAGUUUGCUGCCGUCGUAAAGAAAAUGGGUGGUAUCAAAGGUUUGUUUAAAGGGGGAGAUAUGGCGAAAAACGUGAACACAAAUCAAAUGGCAAAAUUGAAUCAGCAAAUGGCGAAAAUGAUGGAUCCACGUGUACUACAACAAAUGGGUGGAAUGGCAGGUUUGCAGAAUAUGAUGAGGCAACUUCAAGCAGGCGCAGCAGGUGGUUUAGGCGGUCUGGGGAAUCUUAUGAGCGGUUUUGGGGGGAAAUAACACAUUGUGAAAAAAAUUAAGGUGCUGAAACCUUAAUUUUAUGUUUGAACAUCUGGAUAUACGGAAAAAUUUAUUUGCAAAUCGGUAUAUAUGUUUUUAUAUACCUACGUCCGUUUGUGUAAACGUUUAUUUUGUUAUGUAAUAUAAAUCGCAAUUUUUUUAAAUAAAUGAUUGAUUUAAGUUA
This is a messenger RNA of Aethina tumida (small hive beetle), 1791 nucleotides long. It is a transcript of the gene Srp54k, whose product is annotated as signal recognition particle 54 kDa protein. NCBI's taxonomy places the organism in Eukaryota, Metazoa, Arthropoda, Insecta, Coleoptera, Nitidulidae. Gene Ontology annotation, molecular function: GTPase activity; GTP binding; 7S RNA binding. Gene Ontology annotation, biological process: SRP-dependent cotranslational protein targeting to membrane, translocation; SRP-dependent cotranslational protein targeting to membrane. Bases 81 to 1607 code for a protein of 508 amino acids. The transcript is spliced from 8 exons. The record is from RefSeq and is a predicted model, not a curated record. Gene Ontology annotation, cellular component: signal recognition particle, endoplasmic reticulum targeting; cytosol.